Arabidopsis thaliana (thale cress) is the source of this 1661-nucleotide messenger RNA. RefSeq names its product ENTH/VHS/GAT family protein. The transcript has 3 exons. Lineage: Eukaryota; Viridiplantae; Streptophyta; Magnoliopsida; Brassicales; Brassicaceae. Gene Ontology annotation, molecular function: ubiquitin binding; phosphatidylinositol binding. Gene Ontology annotation, cellular component: cytoplasm; membrane. Bases 108 to 947 code for a protein of 279 amino acids. The record is from RefSeq and is marked reviewed. Gene Ontology annotation, biological process: protein transport to vacuole involved in ubiquitin-dependent protein catabolic process via the multivesicular body sorting pathway.
GCUUGCAGAUUGAAGCUAAAAUAAUCAAAGACAAAUACCAAACACAACAACAAAUUUUCCAGACGAUUUGAAUUUGAUCAUCUCUAAUAAACUUCGUCGCAGAGAAUAUGGACAAAUUGAAGAUAGCAGAAUGGGGAGAGAAGCUGAAGACUGGUGGAGCUCAGAUGAGCAGAAUGGUGAGUGAGAAAGUGAAAGAUAUGCUUCAAGCUCCAACCUUGGAAUCCAAAAUGGUGGAUGAAGCUACUUUAGAGACUUUAGAGGAGCCUAAUUGGGGAAUGAACAUGAGGAUUUGUGCUCAGAUUAACAACGAUGAGUUUAACGGCACUGAGAUUGUUAGAGCUAUCAAGAGGAAGAUCUCAGGUAAGAGCCCUGUGAGCCAAAGGCUGAGCCUUGAGCUUUUAGAGGCUUGUGCUAUGAAUUGCGAGAAGGUUUUCUCUGAAGUUGCUUCUGAGAAAGUUCUUGAUGAGAUGGUUUGGUUAAUCAAGAACGGAGAAGCUGAUUCCGAGAACAGAAAGCGAGCUUUUCAGCUUAUUAGAGCUUGGGGACAAUCCCAAGAUCUUACUUAUCUUCCUGUUUUCCACCAGACUUAUAUGAGCUUGGAAGGCGAAAAUGGAUUACACGCUCGAGGUGAAGAGAAUUCAAUGCCGGGACAAAGUUCUCUGGAGUCUCUUAUGCAACGGCCUGUUCCAGUGCCUCCACCUGGUAGCUAUCCGGUUCCUAAUCAAGAACAGGCUCUUGGGGACGAUGAUGGUCUUGACUAUAACUUUGGGAACUUAUCGAUAAAGGAUAAGAAAGAACAGAUUGAGAUUACACGGAACAGCCUCGAAUUGCUCUCUAGCAUGUUGAAUACUGAAGGAAAGCCAAAUCACACAGAGGUAGUUGCUACGUUGUCUGCUCAUCUAACUUUUGUCAUUUUCCUUAACAAAUGUCUAUGGAAUAUGGAUUGAGUUAUGAGUAUCUCCUGGUUUACAUUAUUGUUUCCUUGGAUAUAUGUGCUUAAAGUGAAAUUGACAGGACAGUGAUAAGUAAUAGGUUUAUAUAUAUUAUGGUUACAGGACGAUCUAACGGUUAGCCUGAUGGAGAAAUGCAAGCAAUCGCAGCCAUUGAUUCAAAUGAUCAUAGAGAGUACAACAGACGACGAGGGAGUCCUGUUCGAGGCUCUGCAUCUGAAUGAUGAGCUCCAACAAGUUUUAUCUAGUUACAAGAAGCCUGAUGAAACCGAAAAGAAAGCCUCCAUUGUGGAACAAGAAUCAUCAGGAAGCAAAGAUACUGGUCCGAAACCAACAGAACAAGAAGAACAAGAGCCUGUAAAGAAAACGGGUGCUGAUGAUGACAAAAAACAUUCAGAAGCAUCAGGAUCCUCCAACAAAACCGUCAAAGAAGAGAAGCAGGCCGUGAAAAUAGAACUGGGGCUUUCGAGUGAUGAAGAUGAAAAAUAAGCAGUCUGUGUUUGUUGUCUUCUUCCGACAUGGAUAUCAGAAUGUUGCGAAGAGUUGUUCUUGAUGGUUUACUUUUAAAUUAUAACAAUGUACUUCCAUUAUAAGUGUGGAACCUUUUUAGCUUCGUUUCUCACUUUCUGUUUUAAAGUGGUUUCUUAGACAUUGUUAAACCGUAGGUGAAUCUUCACCCGAAACAUUUAUACGAGGUGUUUUGGUUUGCAC